Molecule: messenger RNA, 4291 nt
Organism: Morus notabilis
Lineage: Eukaryota; Viridiplantae; Streptophyta; Magnoliopsida; Rosales; Moraceae
Product: probable E3 ubiquitin-protein ligase RZFP34
Exons: 12
Coding region: 2651-3595 (314 amino acids)
Biological process (GO): ubiquitin-dependent protein catabolic process; protein ubiquitination
Cellular component (GO): nucleus
Molecular function (GO): ubiquitin protein ligase activity; zinc ion binding
Source: RefSeq, a predicted model, not a curated record
AUUGAAAAUCGUUAAUUUUGUUCCGUAAAUUUACUCAAAUUGUAAGUUACUUUCUAAUUUAAUUGAUUUUCGUUAGGUUGAAUUCUGUUUGAUCUCUGUGAUAUGCUGUCUGAAUGUGUGAUUGUAGCGAGAAUUUGCUGUUUGAUUUGGUAGUUAAGGUGAUCGUUAGUGCAUUUUGUGAGAUUUUGUUUUGAUCGGAUGUUUGUUUAAGUGUGAACUGCUGUUGAUUUGUUUAGAGAACGAUUAGUUGGAUUGCAAUUUUGUGCUUGAUCGGCUGGUGUUCUUUCAACUCUUGGCUUGUUUCUUUGGAUGAUUUGACAGCUUUGUUGUCGUAUCGUACUACAAUUUUCAUGUUAGGCCAUGCUUAAUGUGUCGUUUUGUUUGAAGAUUUUCUCGUCUUUGAGUUUUGUUUGGUUGAGGGAUUCGUACCCCGAUUUAAAUCAUGGUUUCUCUCAUAAAAAAUACACGUAAAUCAAAAAUAUUCUAAUAUCAUGAUUUUAAUCAAUUAACUAAACGUCUCCUAAUUUGCAUUUGGUCGCAAUAGCCUUGGCGUUGUAGUUUUACCUGGAUGCUUUUUUGUUCAGAAUUUCUUGGACCAACCUGUUGCUAUUAUUCGAUGAUUUGAUAUCAUAUUUGAUCCAAACCAAUGUCUUAAAAAUAGUUUGGUGUUUUUGAUUGAGUUGUGUUCCUGAAAGAAAUGGAAGCUCGAAUGAAAUUUGAUAUUUUAUCCUUGUUUAAAGUAGGAUUGCGUCUUUAAAUAUUAUUAACUUUCUAAAGUAGCCAUAAUAUCCAGUUCCCCAUAGUGUUGAAAAUGGGUUUAUAAUCUUCGGCAUCUAUGUACAAGGUGUCCGAAGUUAAAAAAUAAGAGCCUUUGAACUCCAUUCUUAUUCAUUCAUUUCAUGGUAGUGAAAGUGUUGUAUUUACAUUGGACGAAGUACCAGAUGAGUUCUAUUUUAUUUUAUAUUUAUAGAAGCCUCCUUGAUGUCUUUAUAUUACGGGACUGCUAUAAAACUAAAAUAAAAUGAGUUUAUAACCCGGGCGAUCCAUGUAGAAGAUGUAGGAAAUUCAAAGAUAAAACUCUUUCUUAUGCAUUCAAAUGUUGUUCACCAUGGUGGUGAAAGUAUGUUCUCUUUACUUUAGAAGAAGUCCUGGGUGAUUCUAUUAUAUUUUUGUAGCAUCCUCCUUGACGUAUAUCAAGCGAACCCGAGUGAUCAAAAUACCGUUGGAAUUAUGAAAGGUCUCUCUCUUUAGUAUUUGAUUUAACUGUUAAGACACAUACGAUUUACAUCACAAAGAUGCACUAGGAACCAAAUGGUGAAACUGAAUUACUCCCUCGCUUCCCUCUCCCAAGCAUUCAUGAAAAGAAAAGGGAAAAUAAAAAGUUCUUCCCUGUUAUUUAAAGAAAUGGUAUUAUGGAAACUGUUGUAGCUGGAGGAAGAGAGUAGGCCAUAUUGGUGUAGAGGCAACACGUGAAAAAGGAGGCCCUGAACCUUUUAUUGUCACUGUCCGCGUAUUAGCAGCUGGUUUUCCUCAUCAGCUGGUUUGUUCUUUUGAGUUUUAGGUUUAUUUAUUUAUUCAUUUUUAAUAUUCCGAUGAGGGCUCUCUAGGUGGUUUUGCAUCAUUGCCUUACACCGGAGUUAGAAAUGUGAGUUAUAGGACUUAGUAACCAAACUAACUUCCAGGAGAGCCUAACAUGCAACAUGAGACAUUUCAAAAAAUCGUUUCAACAGAGUAUGAAAUUUUGUUCUGGAAAUGAACAGUGAUCCUGGCUUGCUUCAUCUGUACUCAAAAAAAUUUCUGCACACAGAAUCAAGCUUUGUUAGUUUACUGUCCUAAAGAAGCAAGGUGGAUUUUAUCGAGUUGUUGCAGGAAAUAAAGUGCUUCUUAGGUGUUCUAGUGCACUGUCCUGGGUGCCAAGAUUUGCUGCUCUCCCCUGGAUGUAAUCUUUUUUUGGUCCUUUUUUUCAUUUCAUACCCUAAACUUUUUGAAACCUCUGAGUCACAAUCAAGAAUAGUACUGGCUACCUGUCUAUAUAUUAUGGCAGUUCCGAACGUAAGUUCUUAGAUAAUGAGAAUUUGAACUUUCAGAUCAGCCAAAUAUUGAACGAACUGAAGUUAUUAAACCCUGAUGGUAAAAGGUCUGAGUUUUGGCCUAUUCGGUAAGUUCAUUUCUCUGACGGAGAUUGGUGCAGAGUUGCAAAUGGAGGUAGGCUUGUCCUUUUUUGGACAAUCAACAUGCACAUUUCCGCAAUCUGUCGCACUGUUUCUCCUGUUCUUUUAUUCCUUUUCAGAACACAUUUGAUUGUGUAAUGCAUUGCUUUUACCAUAGGUUGGUAUUGAUCCUGCCCAAUAUAACUGGAUUUGGUUCCGGGACUUCUUCAAGGGAAUCAAGUAUGAAUACUAUUAAUCAGCUGGAAGUCUGGAGUUUCUCAGUGCCGCAUUGUGUUUAUUAUAUGGGCUUCUGAUAGAUCUACUUAAUUUGAUGAAUCGUUCUCUUCAAGAAGUGCUGAUUGGCAGCUGUUCAGGCUUGCUUGGAUUAUUUUGUUGCUGAUUUCAAUUGUCUGCAGCUGUGUAGAAGAAAGCCAGAGUGUCAUGCGGUGCUUUACGGUUGAUUGCCAGCUUGUAGAUGCUUUUUAAUCAUAUCUAGCAAUAUGGUUGAUAAUUUGGAAGUAGCAUUCAAUCCUACCCCGUUUCAACAAAUUGGAUCCAAAGACAUGGACCAUAUGACACACACAGAGUGUGAAGUGAAGGCUGAAAACACUUAUCCUUUAAAUGGAGACUGCAUUGGCGUGGAAGCAUCAAGGGAUUAUACAAAGGCUGUUGAAUCAUUAGAGAAGGGGCAUAUGCAGUAUGGGUGUCCGCAUUAUCGCCGGAGGUGCCGCAUCAGAGCUCCUUGUUGUAAUGAGAUUUUCGAUUGUCGCCAUUGCCAUAACGAGGCAAAGAAUAAUAUUAAUGUCGAUCAGAAGCAUAGACAUGACAUUCCACGGCAUCAAAUCAGACAGGUGAUAUGUUCACUUUGCGGGACUGAGCAAGAGGUCCAGCAAGUCUGUUUUAACUGUGGUGUAUGCAUGGGGAAAUACUUCUGUGAGACUUGCAAGCUAUUUGAUGAUGAUAUAUCUAAAAGACAAUAUCAUUGCAAUGGCUGUGGCAUUUGCAGGAUUGGAGGGCGUGAGAACUUCUUCCACUGCUACAAGUGUGGUUGCUGCUACUCAAUUUUGUUGAAGAACAGUCACCCUUGUGUGGAGGGGGCAAUGCAUCACGAUUGCCCUGUUUGCUUUGAGUUUUUAUUCGAAUCAAGAAGCGAUAUAACUGUUAUGCCAUGUGGACACACUAUCCACACGAACUGCUUGAAGGAGAUGAGGGAACAUUAUCAAUACGCUUGCCCUCUUUGCGCCAAGUCGGUUUGUGACAUGUCAAGGGUAUGGGAGAAAUAUGACAUGGAGAUAGCCGCUACACCAAUGCCUGAACCAUAUCAAAACAAAUUGGUUUGGAUUCUCUGCAAUGACUGUGGAAAAACCUCAGAAGUUCCAUUCCAUCUUGUGGCUCAAAAAUGUUUGAACUGCAAAUCCUACAAUACUCGCCAAAUAAGAGGGUGAGAUAGUGGUGGUCGGUUGCAGAAGAGUUCAAAUGCCAUCGACGGGCUUUCAUUGCAAUCUUGGGUUUGCUCGACCUUUGGCCAUGUCCUGCCGAACAAUACAAUGCAAAUAGAGCAAGAGGGCUUUGUGGUCCGGUGGCUUGUUCUCCGCUGUAGAUUCUUAGCGCCCACUUUCCUGUUUCCUUGUUUUUUCGUUGUUGAUUUUGUUUUCCUUGUGUCCUGUUCCCCUUGUGGGAACUUGUUUAACGCAAGGCUAUCAUGGAAUAUCGAUCGGACGGACUUGUUUUUUCCUGCGUUUUUUACCACUUCAUCCUAGGGGCUUUUUUUUUUUUCACUUGUCACCUUGCCAUUGUCAAGAAAUUUUCCCUCUUCUCUAGUUGUGGCAAGCCACGGCCGUUUAAGCAAUGGUGGAAAAGGUCUUUUCGUCUCUGAGAAAUAGUGGUAAAAGGUGUAUGAUGGGUCAUGAAUAUGAUUGCUUGUAACCAGAGUCCUUUGUUAGUGGAAUCUUUUUUUGUGUCUUUCUUUUGCGGAAGGGUCCUUUUCUCUCUGGAAGACUUCUUGGUCAUGCAGUGAAAUGUUGGAUUCCUUUGGCAUAAUGCCAAAUUGCUCGCAUAUUUUACAAUUUGACUUGUUAAACGUUCUGGUCUGGUGAUAGCUUAAUGAAAAUAGAAAAAUGAUGAAAGUUUUACCUUUUCAA